This is a messenger RNA of Eucalyptus grandis, 1773 nucleotides long. RefSeq names its product disease resistance protein RUN1-like. Gene Ontology annotation, biological process: signal transduction; defense response. Gene Ontology annotation, molecular function: ADP binding. The record is from RefSeq and is a predicted model, not a curated record. The coding region runs from base 1 to 1773 and encodes 590 amino acids. NCBI's taxonomy places the organism in Eukaryota, Viridiplantae, Streptophyta, Magnoliopsida, Myrtales, Myrtaceae. The transcript is spliced from 7 exons.
AUGCGGGCUCUCGACGUGUUCAAGAUCUACAUGCCCAUCUUCUCCAGGGACUACGCGUCGAGCUCGUGGUGCCUCCGCGAGGUUGCGCACAUGGUGGACUGCGAGGCAAGGUCAAAUGGGAAUAAGGAGAUCUUGCCGGUGUUCUACGACGUGUCGCCUUCGGAUGUCAGGCUCAGGACUGAGCGGUACAGGAAUGCCAUGACCAAGCACAGCAAGAGGUUUGGGGCUGAGGAAGUGAAGAGGUGGGGGGAUGCUCUUGUUAAAGUUGCUGAAUUGAAGGGAUGGGACCUCAAAGCGAGAGGGCAUGGGGAAGCUAUUAAAUUGAUCAUCCGAGAGGUUUUGGUUAAGUUGAAGAUAAAACAUAAGAAUGUGACAAAUCAAUUGGUUGGAGCGGAUGAUCGUGUUGAAGACAUAAUGAAGCUCUUGGAUGUUGACCGUGAAGGCAUUUGUUUUGUUAGUAUUCACUGGAUGGGCGGCUUUGGUAAAACAACUCUUGUUAAGGUUUUGUUCAACCAACUGUGUUCGCACUUUGAUGAUUGCUGCUUUCUUGGCAAUGUUCGAGAAUCAUCUGAAAAAGAAGGCCUAGUAAAUUUGCAGAAGCAAAUAUAUUCCGACAUUCUCGACUCUAGAUUCGUGGACAGCAUUCAUGACACUGGUGAUGAGAUCAACCAGAUCGGGACAAGAUUUCGCAACAAAAAGGUCCUCAUCGUUUUGGAUGAUGUGGAUAAAGAAGAACAACUGGAGAAACUAGCAGGGGCACAAGAUUGGCUUGGUUCAGGAAGUAGGAUUAUCAUUACAACCAGGAAUGAAAAUACUUUAAGAAUUGUUGAUGGUGAUACAUUAUGGAUGCAUGACCAUCUCAAAGAUCUCGGGAGGCAAAUUGUUCAGAGGGAGUGCUUACAUGACCCGGGAGAGCAUAGCAGGGUGUGGAUUUGUGAGGAAGCUCUGGACAUUGUAAGAAUAAAGCAGAGAAAGAAAAAAGUUCAGGCACUCAUAUUAACUAGAAGUCAUUAUAAACCACUUGUGAUUAUGGAUGACGUGCUUAGUCGGUUGCCCAACCUAAGGUUCCUUGAAUUAGAGGAGGGAACCUUUGCCGGAGACUUUGGGGAUGAUUUUUCGAAGUUAAGAUGGAUUUCUUGGUAUUCUCCUAGGCCAUUGGAUCUUGAGGUAGCCAAUCUAUCUAUGAAGAAUUUGGUUGUCUUUGAGAUCAUUGCAGGCAGCAUCACAGAUGACUGGAGCGCAUGGAGCCUAAUCAAGAUGGCAAAGAAUCUGAAAGUUCUAAACCUCAAAGGAUGUGAAGGCAUAACUAGAACACCGGACAUCUUUGCAUGCUUCAGUCUAGAGAGGCUGAGUUUCUAUAAUUGCAUAAACUUGGUUAAGAUUGACCCCUCCAUUGAGAAGCUAAAGCGCCUGAUUUACUUAAAUCUUAAAGAGUGCCUCUCUCUUAAGGAUUUGCCUGAAGAAGUUGGAAGGUACACACAAAUUAGCAUACUUCCAGAGACUAUUGGGAAGCUUGUGAAACUCUUGUCUGUCCUUAUUCUAAGUACUAAAAUUGUUGAGUUGCCAGAUUCGAUUGGAAAUCUGAAGAAAUUGAAAGUGAUAUUGAUGGAAAAUACUCCAAUAAGGAAAUUGCCUAGUACUAUUGGAAUGUUAAAGAAUCUGGAAGAGCUACAUGCCAGUGAUUGUGAAGAAUUAAGAGGUGAAAUUCCGAGGGAAAUUGGCGCAUUGUCCUCUUUGAAAGUCCUCGAGUCGUCAGAUGCCCAUAUAUCUUGA